AAAAAAAGAGGCUUCCAAGAGCUCACUCUCCCACUCAACAGUCGAAGAUUUAUCCCCAAUUCCAAACCCUCGAUCCCCUUCCUCCACCCCGGCCGCCAUGGCCGCGCCGGCGUCGGACUCGAUCCCCAUCCCCGACGAGCUCCUGGAGGAGGUACUCCUCCGCCUGCCCACCCUGAACGCGCUCGCCCUUGCCUCCGCCGCCUGCACGUCCUUCCGCCGCGUCAUCAAAGGCCGCGCCUUCCGCCGCCGCUUCCGCGCGCUGCACCGUCCUCCCCUCCUCGGCUUCAUUGACGCGGCUGGAUUCCGCCCCACCGAAGCGCCGCACCCCUCCGCCCCGCUCGCCGGCGCCCUCGCCCCCUUCGCCGCCGAUUUCUCCUUCGUCCCGGUCCCGGCCGUCGUUUCUUCUUCCUGCUCCCACCACCCGCCAGGGGAAGGCCCCCGCUGGCGGCCCCGCGACGUCCGCGACGGCCGCGUCCUCCUCCAUUGGAUCUCCCUCCACCACUGCACCAUCAACAACUGGGGCUACUCCGAAGAAUUGAUCUCCCUCAACGGUGACUACGACGAUGGUGUCAGGACCAAACGGGAGCGGUGCAACGCCGCCAAGGUCCACCUCGCGGUCUGCCAUCCCUUAUCCCGCAGAUACGUGCUGCUUCCAACCAUCCCCGAGUACCUCGCUGCCCAGCCGCAAGAUCGCCUUUGGGCAUUCGAGCCCGUGCUAGCUCCCGCCACCGGCGACCAUGGAGAGGAGGAGCCCUUCAAGGUGAUAUGCUUUGCAAGAUACCGGAAAAAGUUCGUCCUCUUUGUCUUUUCGUCCACAGCUAGUGAGCAAUGGUCUAUGGUCGAGUCUCCCAGCAGCUUCCUUUCAUUGGAACGCAUGUCCUGUUUUGACUGCGUGCGCGACUGCUUCUACUGGACAGCACCUUAUCACUGGAGUGACCAUCUGAUGGUGUUGGACACGCGCACCAUGAGGUUCUCCACUGUUGAUCUUCUCACCGGCUGCCAUCAAGGGAUCAUAGAUCUGGAUGACCAGAUGUUUCGUCUUCGGCGUCCGAAUGCAGUUGUUGCAGGUAGACAAGGAGCCCUUGAGAUGUUUUCUCUUGUCCGUCAACACGGGUCCUUUGCUCUCUACCAUACCUCUCUGCAGAAUAAUUCCCAAGAAUGGAAGCUGGAGAAGAUCGUACAACUGCCUGACCAGUAUGAUGGCUAUUCUGUUUCCACGGCGGGUGCAGCUGAGGGAUUCUUGUUCUUCCAAGGUGCUCCAGAAGGUCAUCCGGUUGAGCAUGUGGAUUGUUACUCAAUGGAGGUCAAGACUUAUGAAAUUACCAAGGUCUGUUCCAAGUUGGUGGACUUCUCCAAUCAGAAGCGUGCCCUCCCAUACUUUAGCUUCCCAUCGGUGUUAUCGGAACCAACUAUUUGAUCAACUGUAAGAUGGAUCUGGGAUUCUUGGGAGAUCACGAAUAAGCAGAUCCGACCUCGCAUAUGAGCCGCUUCUAUAUGGUCUUGCUUUGGCCAUAGCAUCUGUCGUUGGAUGGAGGAGUUUCAAGAUGGUGCUACAAAUCUGCCAGCAUGUAGUCAUCAUGUAGUUUGAUAUGUCUGUAUUAAGCGUUUAUGCUUGUAUGUAUGUACGCAGGAUAUGCCCCUAUUAUGUUGACUUUUACCAACACUAUCAUCUAAGAAUGGUACCGAUGUUUGUGUUGGAAGACUAGUUUGGCCAAUUAUGCCGACUUUGGUUAUAUAAUAUAUAUUCCAUGUGUUCCUUGGUCUA
Messenger RNA from Hordeum vulgare subsp. vulgare (domesticated barley), 1765 nucleotides. RefSeq lists its product as uncharacterized. Gene Ontology annotation, molecular function: protein binding. The record is from RefSeq and is a predicted model, not a curated record. Lineage: Eukaryota; Viridiplantae; Streptophyta; Magnoliopsida; Poales; Poaceae. The coding region runs from base 98 to 1417 and encodes 439 amino acids. The transcript is spliced from 3 exons.